GGACAAAGAUGCAAAUUUGUUUGCAAAUAUAUAGAAGCUCAAGCACAUACGGCUAUCAAGAAGCUCAAACACUUGCGUAGGAAAGGAGAAGAAAUGGAAUGGAGCUCUAGCAGUUUGCUUGCUUGGUUUACUCUUCUCUUCAUUUUAACCCUGGUUCUGCUGUUGAAACAGAGACGAUCAAGAUCACUUGGUGCCAAGAAACGACCACCAGGGCCUCCUGCUUGGCCAGUCUUUGGUAACAUCUUCGAUCUUGGAACCAUUCCUCACCGGAAUUUAUACAAGCUUAGAUUCAAGUACGGGCCUGUAAUUUGGUUAAGACUCGGAUGCACUAACGCUCUGGUGAUACAAUCUGCCAAGGCUGCUGAAGAGCUGUUCAAGAAUCAUGACGUUACGUUCAGUGAUCGGAAAGUUCCUGAAUCUUUGACAGCUCAUAACUUUAACGAGGGAUCGCUUUCUCUAGGAAGGUAUGGCUCCAACUGGCGACUUCUUCGCCGCGUAGUAACAGUGGAGCUCAUGACCAACAAGCGAAUCAACGACACUGCUUUCAUUCGGCGAAAGUGCAUCGACGAUAUGAUAAAAUAUAUUGAGGAGGAUGUAGAAGCGGCGCUUGCACGAGGAGAAACAGGGGAGUUGGUGGUAUCUCACUAUGUCUUUGUCAUGGCAUUUAACCUGAUAGGCAACCUCGUUAUUUCGCAGGAUCUUUUGAAUUCUCAUUCGAAAGAGGGGCCUGAGUUCUUUGAAGCCAUGGACAAGGUCAUGGAGUGGAGUGGGAAGCCAAACUUAGCUGACUUCUUGCCAUUUUUGAAGGGGUUGGAUCCCCAGAGGAUCAAGAAGAACAUGGAGCGAGACCUGGGACGAACCAUGAAAGUAUUGGAGGGUUUCGUCCGGCAGAGGAUUGAAGAGAGGAAAUUAAUGAAAAAAAGGGAGGGAAGGGACUUCUUGGAUGCAUUAUUGGAGUACGAAGGUGAUGGGAAAGGUGGACCUGAUGAGAUCUCAGCCCACAGAAGACUCAUCAUCAUAGUGGAAAUUUUUUUUGCUGGGACAGAAACUACAAGCCGCACUAUUGAAUGGGUUAUGGUUGAACUAUUUCGCCACCCAGAAUCAAUGAGAAGAGUUAAAGAAGAACUUAAUCGAAUAGUCGGACCAAAAAGGAAGGUUGGGGAGAGUGACAUAGAUGAAUUGCCAUACUUACAGGCAGUAAUCAAAGAAUCAAUGAGAUUACAUACUAUCCUCCCAUUUCUGGUCCCAAGAAAUACCUUACAAGACACAAACUUCAUGGGAUUUGAUAUACCUAAAGAUACGCAAGUUUUCAUCAACGCUUGGGCUAUAGGAAGAGACCCAGAUACUUGGGAGGACCCCUUGUCUUUCAAGCCUGAGAGAUUUCUAGGCUCAGAUGUUGACUAUAGAGGGCAAAACUUCGAGUUGCUACCGUUUGGAUCUGGAAGACGAAUUUGUGUGGGCCUCCCUUUGGCUCACCGCAUGCUUCACCUUACUUUAGCCUCUUUGCUUCACAGUUUUGACUGGGAGCUUGGCAGCAAUUCUGCUGCAGAGACCAUUGACAUGAAAGAGAGGAUGGGAUUUACAGUUAGAAAGCUUAUACCCUUGAAAGCAAUACCAAAGAAGGUCAUAGCAGAAUGAUCAUUCCUGUGUUGGAAAGUACAAUAAUUCGUAUUUGUGUGUAUAUAUAUAUAUAUAUAUAUAUAUAUAUAUAUGAAUGGUGAAGUAUAAAACAUACAAGUGAGUGUAGAUAAGUUUGUGAUGUUUAGAUAAGUUUGUGGUGCUUACUUAGAAGUAUGUUUAGGGCAUUUAAGUAAGAGUGUUGAUAUAUGUAUGGUCAGUAUAUUUAAGAUAUUGUGCUAUGUAGAAUGGAGUUAUCUAAUAUUGUUGUGUUGAGUA
Hevea brasiliensis (rubber tree) is the source of this 1896-nucleotide messenger RNA. RefSeq names its product iridoid oxidase. The record is from RefSeq and is a predicted model, not a curated record. The annotation marks the transcript as partial. The transcript is spliced from 2 exons. NCBI's taxonomy places the organism in Eukaryota, Viridiplantae, Streptophyta, Magnoliopsida, Malpighiales, Euphorbiaceae. Gene Ontology annotation, molecular function: oxidoreductase activity, acting on paired donors, with incorporation or reduction of molecular oxygen; monooxygenase activity; heme binding.